CUAUACGAACGUUAGUUUCGCGCGGAACACAAACGUCGUAACGCCGUCGCCGUCGCUCUCAAAAUCAUUGCGCGUGUCGUUCGGUACGUCUUCGACGGUGUAAGCAUUUUGUAAUUAUUCUGAUAGAACGCAGUGCCGGCAGUGCGUGUGCCGCAGCUGAAUAAGCCAUACCGUUCCGGACAGGAUCGCACGGUAUAUUUGAGUUGUUAAACUGCUACGGUGCCGUCAAGCUGUCGUCGUACAAGAGCGACUCGUCGGUUGCCGGCGGCAGUACCACCGGCAGCUACGGCCAUGCACAGCUUUCAAACAACCUCCGACACGGGCACCACAACCAGCAACAGGGUUCGGCCGCUUACAACAGUGGCGGUAAAACGUACCGACAUAAAGGUCGGUCGAAAUCGGCCACCAAAUAUAUGGACGACAAGCCCAAGAAGAAGAAGAAGUCGUCCAACAGCGUGUCUCUCGUGUCUAUACCCAAUACCAUCAAGUUGUCCAUGCUAAACAGCGGAUUGCUACCACUAUCGGUGGGACCAAAUGGAGUAAUAUCAGGUGAUAAGAAAAUUCCUAAAGAAUGUUUUGUCAAACACUGCGACCAAAGACGAAAAUAUCCAGUGCUAUACAAACUUGAAUUUCAGGCUGCAGUCAAAGUAGAAACACAUUCUUGCCGUCACGCUACAAAACCUAAUAAUAAAGAAAAAAACCAAAAUCAAAAGUGUAUCGCAUAUGACUAUAACAGAGUGGUUUUGAAUCAAAUGCCUGACGUACCAGAUUCGGAUUAUAUCAAUGCUUCUUAUGUAGAUAGUUUGCUGAAGCCGAACGCGUACAUAGUGACACAAGGGCCGACGGAGAACACGGUCAACGACUUUUGGCGAAUGAUUUGGCAGGAAAACGCGUGUUGUAUAGUCAUGUUGACGAAAACGUUCGAUUUCAUUAAGGUGAUGUGCAUACAGUAUUGGCCGUCUGCCAAGGUGAACAGCGAAAACUACGGUGAUCUCAACAUAUCUGUUUUACACGAAGAAGAAUUAGCAAAUUUCCACAUCAGAACCAUUCAAGUGGUGAAGAAACAAGGAACUAAUAAUGAAGAGACCAGGACGCUGCUGCAGUUCCAUUACACCGAGUGGCCGUGUCACACCUGUCCAUUUUCCAAUGCCAUACUUGAAUUCAGGCGGAGAAUGAGGGCCGUAGUAGGUUCGAGACUUCAUCACGACAGUCCCAUAGUGGUCCAUUGCAACGAUGGAGGAGGUCGUUCGGGCGUAUACUUAUCCAUCGACGCUAACCUGGAACUCGCCGAAGAAGAAGAUUGUUACGACGUGUUCGGUUACCUAAAAACACUAAGGCAGUCUAGAAAAGGCAUGGUCGAGACGCUGAAUCAAUACAAAUUUAUCUACGACACGCUCGAAGAAUUCGUGUUGUGCGGGUUCUCGUGGUUUCCCGUCAAAGAGCUGUCGCAGAAGCUGAAACAAAAGUCCAUGAAAGAUCACGAAACCAAACUCAACGAAUACCAGAGGGAAUACCAGCAAAUCUGCAAAAUGACGCCGAGGUUUACCAUUGGCGACUGUGCCGGAGGUCACAGAGGUGAUAACCGAGAGAAAAAUCGCGACGUGCUCAUCGUACCCCCCGACAACUUCCGACCGUACUUGACCUCGUUCCAGGGCAACACGUUUACCGACUACAUAAACGCCGUAUUCGUAGACGGUUACACCAAACCGAGAGAGUACAUAGUCACCGAGUGGCCCAUCAAACACACGCCCGGAGACUUUUGGUCGCUCGUCUACGACUACGAGUGUUCCGCCGUCGUGGUGCUCUGCCUGCCGCCCAGAGACUCUCAACAAUACCCUCCGUUUUGGCCCGAGGGCAGACAUUCCAAAAAAUACGGACCGGUGUUUACCAUCGACCACAUAUCUCAUAAUCACUACGCCAACAUAAAAACAUGGCUGUUCCGGAUCAACAAAAAGAUAGUAUCGCUUACCGAGUUAAUGGCCGGUGUCAAAGCUCCGCCUAGGACCGUUCAACUGUUCCAGCUGACGUGCUGGCCGAUGGGCCACAGAGUACCCACUUCCACGAAUUCUCUAGUCGAACUUAUGAACAUGGUGGAGAGAUGGAGACAGCGAAUCGAUUACGGACCGGUCGUCGUUGUUUCCCACGACGGCAGGAGCAGGUGUGGCGUAUAUUGUGCGGCAAACGCUUGCAUCGAACAGGUCAUCCAACACGGCGAAGUGGAUGUUUUUCAAGCGGCCAAAACGGUUAGACGCCAUCGGCCACAACUCAUAGAGAAUAUGACUGAAUAUAAAUAUUGUUACGAUUUGGUGUUGCAUUACGUGCUACACUACCUAAACAAAGAUCAAAAAGAGAAGAAAUGAGAUUACGAGGUAGAAGCUCAGUGGUUCUGUCAGUUCGGUAGAGGAGCAUCUCAGCCACUAACGCCUGACCAGCCUACGGCGAAUGGGCCCGGCCAUAACGGCCGAGCGGCCGAUGGUGACAAAAUGCAAAACGCUUAUACCGCACCGAUUGCUUAUCCUGGCCGUUACGUUGUCGUUAAGCAAUUCUCCGUGGACAGGACGCCACCACCUGCCGAGGACGACGCUAACGACGACGAAAAAUCGGUACCAAAGUUUUAUAACCCAUUUUACCUGCGGCUAGACCUCAAAACACACAGCACUCGGCUAUUGCACCAUUCCAUACAACAGACCAGCGUGGACGGCACUCCCGAACGCCAGCCCGUCACGGUAACGGUACGCAGUGAGACGGUCGCAACCACGCCUGUACAGACACCGGUCAUUAAGAAACGGUCGGUAGCUUUCUCUGAAAUCGUGGACGUGUGCAACAACGACGACUCGGAAGAGAACCCGCCGACUCGGGACACCGGACACUUGCGAAAUGUGUUGGAGAUCCAAUCACAAACCGGUGAAGUGGUCGGCGAACUGCACAUUGAACGGUUGCCAGCCAACGGCUUUUCCCAUUCAGCGGCCAUGAGCAACCGUGAGAAACGACACGAGAUAUUUUGUCGAAGACGCCAGACGCCUGUCUACGACGAUGAUGUUAUCGUAGACUUGACGAGCCAAAAGUCCAGCGACACUGAAUCGCUGUCGGAGUACUUGAGUUGCGAAGAACUGCCUGCUAUCGUUUUGGGCAGUGAACUCAACCGAUCCGAUUCGAGUUCGGCGUUUACUGCUCCUCAGUGUUGUCCGUUAUGAUAUUACCUGGCCCGAGGGUCAAAUAUAUUGUUACUUUAGACAAUCGAUAAUUGCCAAUAACAACAUUGUUAUUAAUUAUUGAAGGCCAAAGAAUGGUUUGAUCGUGUGUUUUUUAUCAUUGUUAUUGGUUUUAGAUAGUUAGAUUAUUCGCUUAAAUUCCCAUUAACAGAUUACAAUUCUUUAAAAAGUCUAAAGGUACUUAAGUAUACCGAUGCUAGUAUAAUGAAAUAUUUUUAUAAUUUUAUCAAAUUUAUUUCGUUAUAUUUUAAGUUGUCAAAGUUUAAAUUAUUUUAAGUCGUCUAUUUACAAAGUGGAUUAAUUUUAUUGAAAUAAUAUUUUGUUGUUAAUACGCUGCAGACGAUUAAACGCCUUGUCUAAAGUAACAUAGACAUAUGUUGUGUUUGUUGUCGCUUAACAAUCACAAUAUCUUACUUUUUAGUUGUGAUGUUAAUUUUUGUUAUCAUAUUCCCAAAACAGGGUACCAAAAGCAAGGUAAGACGAAAACGAAAAUAACGCCGAAUGCUGCAUAAUAAAUUACACAUGUCUCGUAAAGAGAAACAGCGCCACUGACUAAUAAAAAUAAGGCACCUUUGUUCAUUUUAUUGUGUACAUAUAUUUUUAAACGAUAAUUACUUUGCAAUUAUAAUAAUAUUAAUUACAGUGUUCAAUUAAAUUUAUCGGGGUAAUUAAAAUAAUGUGUUAAGUUUUGUUAAACAGGGUGCGCACAUUAUACAUGUACUUAGACGAUUAGUGUUUGCUGUAAGGUAAUGUGUAAAAAAAAAAAUAUUACCAGUACUGUAUAUUUGUGUAUAUUGGAAAAUAUUGUUAUCUAUUGCUGCACGUCCGUCCAUUUUUGGUUUUGUUAAUAUAGCUAAAACAUGGAUUUUUUUAAUUGGACGAUGAUAAACAUGUUACCAAAAUUUUGGACAAAUGACUUUACAAAAUGUAACAAAAUUCUUGUACAGUUGACGCAAACGUCUUUGGUUCCUCGUAAUUAUUAAUCUUAGUUCAUUUUUAUACCAAUUAAUUGUAACUGUAUUUUUUAAGCUGUUUAAUAUGUUUAAUUCCAAUAACAAAUAAAUUGAUGGACCAGUUAAAAUUAAAUAUUUUAGACAUUAAUUUUGAGAUAAGUUAUGUAGAUUCAUUAAUUUAUAAUAUUAUAUUUAUAAUAUGUGCUGUCUAUUUAGUUGCUAGUAUAUUGUUUUUCAAACUGCAACUAAAUAGCUUUAUAAUAGUAUAUUACUAUUGACAUUUUAGUAUUUGUUAUCACGUGCCUAAAAAGCCGACAUAAUAUUAGGUGUUAUGAAUAUGUAGACUGAAACGAGUCAAUUUUAUCAAAAUCAGUGGCUAGUCAUUGUUCUAUGUUUUACUUGUCAGCAAAUCUACUCAUGUUAUUCCUUAUGUUGAUAAAAUUAGUUUAAUAGUUAUUAAUGUAUUGUCAAUAAUUUACUUAUAUUAUAGUACACCAUCUAUUGUUUUGUACAUGUUGUAUGUUGUACUUAGUAUGUCACGAUAGACUUAGUUCAUAAAUAAUUAUUGUUACGUCCUACGUAUACUUCCAUAUAGAUUUUACUAACAAAAUAAAAUAAAAUUCCAUAAUA
Daktulosphaira vitifoliae (grape phylloxera) is the source of this 4795-nucleotide messenger RNA. It is a transcript of the gene Ptp36E, whose product is annotated as receptor-type tyrosine-protein phosphatase kappa. Bases 414 to 2360 code for a protein of 648 amino acids. The transcript has 16 exons. Gene Ontology annotation, biological process: protein dephosphorylation. Gene Ontology annotation, molecular function: protein tyrosine phosphatase activity. Lineage: Eukaryota; Metazoa; Arthropoda; Insecta; Hemiptera; Phylloxeridae. The record is from RefSeq and is a predicted model, not a curated record.